Molecule: messenger RNA, 3806 nt
Organism: Hyaloscypha bicolor E
Lineage: Eukaryota; Fungi; Ascomycota; Leotiomycetes; Helotiales; Hyaloscyphaceae
Exons: 1
Coding region: 127-3672 (1181 amino acids)
Biological process (GO): NAD+ biosynthetic process
Cellular component (GO): cytoplasm
Molecular function (GO): nicotinamide-nucleotide adenylyltransferase activity; NAD+ synthase (glutamine-hydrolyzing) activity; nicotinate-nucleotide adenylyltransferase activity
Source: RefSeq, a predicted model, not a curated record
UUCAUUCACUCACCUAUAUUCUGCAAAAAAUCUUAAAUUCAAAUUCCUCGACAUAGCCAGACAACUCCAGUAUAGCAACGACCGUCAACUACUCCUGCUAGAAGGAUCCGGCUAAGAUCGCUAGCAAUGCACCCGGAACUUCAAUCGGCACUCAAUGCAUAUCGAUCCAGCCGUUGUUUUGACCCAGAGCGGUAUCUUCAGGCCAAAAGCUCCUUGAUCAACGCAUAUUUCACACAAAGUGGCAUCAGCGGUUGUGUCGUGGGUGUGAGCGGUGGGGUUGAUUCGGCGGUGACACUUGGAAUCAUUGCCCAUGCGGCACGACAACCGGGCUCGCCAAUCCGUCGCAUCCUGGCUCUACUCCUCCCCAUGCAUGGGGAGGGUGCAACCCAUCAAGAUACUGCUUCAUCUCGAGGCGCUGAAGUAGCCGCUGCAUUCGGAGUCCCAAGCGUGACGGUCGAUCUCUCUUCAACCUUGACAGCUGCACGCGAGGCAAGCGUGGCGAGUACUGGAAUCAAAGGAACAGCAUGGGCGUCUGGGCAACUCGUGUCCUACCUACGCACUCCGAUGCUUUACUACCAAACUGCCCUUCUUACAGAACAAGGCUUCCGAUCCAUUGCCUGUGGGACCACCAACCGUGACGAGGGGAGCUACAUUGGAUUCUUUGGCAAAGCUUCCGAUGGGAUGGUCGAUAUCCAGCCAGUUUCGGAUAUCCACAAAAGCGAGGUCUAUCAACUUGCGGAUGGGCUAGGAGUCCCUUCCAGUGUCAUCACCGCUGUACCCACGGGAGAUACUUAUGAUGGUGCAUGCGAUGAAGACAUGAUCGGCGCUCCGUAUGAUGCUCUCGAGAUCUAUACGUGGUAUCUUUGCACUGACCCGAGAGACGGCGGGCCGUGGCGCGCCUCAUUGUGCCCAGAUGCCCAAAGCGAAUUCAUGUCGUGGGAAAAGAAGUUCGAGAGACUGCAUCAGGUCAACACCCACAAGUACAUUGGCGACUCUCCGGCCGUACACCUGGAUCUCUACCCGCGCGCUGUUCCUGGUGGAUGGCGCACACAAGAAGUCGAACAGUUCCCCAACCCGAUUCCACAUGAGGGAGCACUUGCCAUGCGUGUGGGUCCUAUCGAGCUAACAUCGCGACUCAAACACGCUCUUCGUGGUGAUGCACGUAGGGCGACAUCGGUGAAGUCGCUUGCUGACUUUGGAGAAUCGGCCUUGCUGCUCCGUGACGUUUUGAGCGCCCAAGCGUGCGACGAAUUCCUUCGCGAUGCUGUCAACUGGCCAUGGGUUCCUGCCGAUAUUCACGGCAGGGUGCUCGUCCCUAACAGUGAACUACUCGCUGAUGAGGAGGGUAGGGUGAUUGGCUCUUAUCGCUCAACUGCUUAUGAUGAGGAAGUCGCCCAGCUCCUUUGGGAUCGCCUCGCUCCUUCUCUGCCUGGAUUUCGGACAAUGAGCGAUUUCACUCCCACGGACUGGAACGACCAUCCCGUAUGGCGUCCUGUCGGAAUUAAUCCUAUGCUGCGCUUCAUCCGCUAUGAGAAGGGCGGGGCACUUGUUCCACACUAUGAUGCAGGAUUCGAUUUCAAAGAUGGCCGCAAACACACUCUAAUGAGCGUUGUAAUAACAUUGACACCACCAUCACAGGGGUUGGGUGGAAAUACACGCUUUCUAAUCGACCAUCAGCGUUUUCUUCCCCUAGAUGAGCGUAACUAUACGGACCAUGAUACGCAAGCCUCCUCGUGCGAUAUACUCGUCGAAGUACCUGCAAAAGCUGGCGAUGUCCUAGUUUUCGACCACCGAGUCCUCCAUGACGGCUCUACUUGGAAUGGAACGAGUCCAAGGAUCCUCCUACGUACCGAUAUCAUUUACGAACGGUGCUCGUCACAUGCGAUACAUGUCUCGAAAAGAAGUGCGCCGCUACCAUCACUGCCACCUGAGAAAUGGGCACGCGAUCCGACAUUUGCAAAUGCCUAUAGAGUUCUCGGGGGUGUGAAGGAGAUCGAGGAGGCUGGGUACUUCGAGGACGGCUUGGAAUACUCUCCUCGCUCUGACCCGAGAUGGUGGACUGCCCCGUUUGACAAAAUACUGAAAAAUCUGGCACAACAAAAACCGCAAGACUCUUCAAAAGAGCUUUAUGUUCUAGUCAGCACGGGUGCCUUUUCCCCAGUCCACGCUGGGCAUCUCGAAAUGAUGGAACGGGCGAAAAUUGCACUGGAAGAGCGCGGCCAUGCGAUACUCGGCGGCUAUUUAGCACCAGAUCACGAUUCUUAUAUAUCUCGGAAGUGUGGCGCGGAUUUCACACCCGCUGCUCAACGUUUGGACCUCUGCGAACGUGCCAUACGUAACAGUGACUGGUUGAUGGUAGAGCGCUGGGCGGCGCUGCAUGUUCCAGCAGCUGUAAACUUUACAGCUGUCAUCGAAAGACUCGAGAAGCACCUAGCAUACUACGUGCGCACCCACCGCCCCAUUCACAUCGUAUUUGUAUGCGGCAGCGACAACGCGAGAUUUGCAAAAGCAUUUGCUGGACGCGGCUCCUGUGUCUGCGUUCUGCGUCCAGGAUACGAGGCGGAAUUUAAAAGAAUCGCUGAGGAUCCCGUUGUCCAACAGAAUCCCCGGAUUGUGUUUACUCCAAACGUAACUUCUCCUUGGACGUCGUCCAAUGUUCGCCGCGGGGAUAUACAAGCUCUUCCAGAGGAGGUCAAAGAUGAAUGGCUUCGUCUGCGCACAAUCAAUCAUGGUAGGGAUGUCCAAACACCGGGUGUCGUCAGUCUCUACGUCCGUAAUGAAGGCGACUGGGCCGUCCAAUCUUGGGAGCACCUGCCAGGCAUGGAUCCUACCCGUCUCCACCAAGCAUAUCAAACAUUCUCAAAGGGUCUCGUGACCGCUUUAGAAGAAUCCUUUUCUCGCGGCCGGAAGUUGGAAGGUGGUCCCGAUGUCCAAAGCUUCACCCUCGACCUGGACAACCAGAAAAGGAUCUUUCAGGGUAUCGCCGACUCUUCUCCCAUCAUCAGCUUAGACCCUUGUCUCCCCGGCGCCGUCAACAUGGAAGUCUCGCGCUGCUUCGAGCCACUGAGCAGAGUAGACCCGGGCUUCGUCGCUCGUCCCGGCGCAGAGCCGAUUGCUACGCAGCUGGAGCGCCUCGAAAAUACCUCUUAUAUUCUGUUUGACGACGAUACGUUUACGGGCCAUACGCGAGACUAUGUUCGCGCCCUGGUCGAGAGCAGAUGUAGGGUUGCGAAGUUCGCCACGCUCUGUGACGCUUCGGGACCCCUAUCCGCCUCACCAGAAGGAAAAAAGAAGUCAGACUACCCACCUCGCCUGAACCAUGUGGAUUGUAGGGACUUUCUUGUCGGUGCUCGCGAGGCAGGAUUGGUGGUGAGACUACCCGAUGGCUCUCUCUGUCGCGCGCCCUACAUGUUGCCGUAUGUACGUCCGCACUACCAGGCAAGCGUUUAUCUAUCCGAGGAAAUAGAGUUCUCGCGGAGGGUUUGGGGUCUUAAUAGGCGGUUCUUUGAGGAUCUUGGGGCAACGCUAAGGGUCCUGGAUAUGGGCGGUGCUUUUAGGAGGUUGUGCGAGGUGCAGAGCUUUUCGGGAGAGAUGACAAUGGAGGAGUUGUGUGAUUGGCACCUCGAGCACUUAAACACUUCAUCUGUCCCUUCGAAUCCUGACAGCACAUAGUAGGAUAGACUCCUUUGCAAUUAUAAAGUACAGCACCUAGUUAGCCUUAGAUUUAUAGAUCAAUUUUAGUCACUUCAUGACAGUUAUUUACAUUGGCGCUAGGCGAAGAAGUUACAGCGAUUGCCCUGGGAAAU